Molecule: messenger RNA, 2339 nt
Organism: Tachysurus vachellii
Lineage: Eukaryota; Metazoa; Chordata; Actinopteri; Siluriformes; Bagridae
Gene: cracr2b
Product: calcium release activated channel regulator 2B
Exons: 20
Coding region: 270-2132 (620 amino acids)
Molecular function (GO): calcium ion binding; GTP binding; GTPase activity
Source: RefSeq, a predicted model, not a curated record
GAGCGGAAGUGAGCUAAGUUAGAAUACACGUACAGUGAGUGGAGUUGAGAAGGUAGUGAGUGACUGGCGGCAUGUGAGCAACUUGUAAGACGGUGGAGGCUGGAGAACACCAAUAAAGUUUCAGUGUCUGCUGUUACUUCAGAUUCCUGUUCUUGACAAGAGUCAAGACAAGAGAUCUCCUGCCUGUCCGCCUCAAGCGUACCAUCUUCUAUUCACACCAACGCAUCAGUCAGGUCGUGAUUGCUUCUAGCUCUAAUGCAAACGUGGUAAUGUCAGGCUGGUUAAGAGAUGGGGAGGUGCUGGAAGGUCAGGGCAGUGGUCAGGCAUCUCCUUGUAACCCUAGAUUUAGAUCCCCAACCUCAGGAAAAGGAACAAGAUCCUCACCUGACAGUGCAACCUUCAGGUCCCCAAGGAACACAAUGAGAAAAGCCAAAGAGCUGUUUGGGCUAUGUGAUAAAGAGAACAAGGGUUUCAUCACCAAGAGAGACCUGCAGCGGUUGCAAGGAGAGGUGCCACUGACCCCGGAGCAGUUGGAGUCGGUGUUUGAGAGUUUGGACCGUGACAGAAAUGGCUUCCUCACACCCCUGGAGUUUCACACUGGUCUAGGUGAGCUGAUAGAAGAGUGUGAGGAGAAAGAUCCAGCAGAGCUCAGAUUCACACAGAUUCUUAUAGAGCUUGGAGCAGAUAAAAUCCUGAAAGAUCAGUGGGAGCUGUGUUCUCUUUGGUGUGAUCUGCAGAAAGAUAGGCCUGAGUUGUUGAAUCUAUUGGAGGAAAUUCUUUCCCAUGCCGUGGCUCAUCUUCAGGAUGCACUGAAAGAGCGGGACAAUUUAGAAGAGACCCUGCACAGACGAGAAGACGAGCAUAACAGUGUGGUGCGCUCGCUUUACGAAGACCUCGAGAGCCAGCUCAAAGAAGAGCGAAAGAAACGAAUCACUGUGGACAGCGCGAGACAGGGGGACAAAAGAGAGCAGGUACUGCAGGAGCUGAGAACGAGAGAGCAGGAACUAGAGUUCACAUUGACCAAGCAGAGAGAGCUUGAAACUCGGAUCAAGGCUCUGUGCAAGGACCAAGCGAGCACUCGGGGGCAGAACCAAAGGCUGCAGCUGGUAAACGCAGAUUUGCGGGAACAGUUGGAGGAGAGCCGGGAGGAGCUACAGAAGGCACUUAAUCAGCUGCAGAUCCUGCAGGAAACACUUACAGAUCAGCAGGAGGGCAAGCAGAGGCAAGUGCUGAAAGUCUCCAAAAAUAUGCAGAAAGAGAAGGAGAGCCUGAUGAGGCAGCUGGAUCUGCUCAGGGACAUGAACAAGCGUCUGCGGGAUGAGAAGGAUGCACAGCAGGAUCAGAAGAGGACACCUAAGAUGAAGAGACCAUUAGAGAAGAAAGGAUCAAUAAUCGGAGACUAUAUUUUGGCCAAGAGACCUAGCAACAGACAGGUCAGUUUUGUUGGUCAGAUGAAGAGCUCACCUGAUGUGAUUGCUGAGGCAGAGAUAACACUCUCUGAGAAAAACUAUAAAGUGGAUACGUACAACAAAAUGACUAGUUUAAGUGGCCUACAGCGUGUGUUCAAGGUUGUGUUUUUAGGCAGCUCAGGAGUAGGUAAGAGCUCAUUCAUCCAUCACUACUGCAGAGGGCACUUCCCCAAUAAAAUGAGCACUACUGUAGGUAUGGACUUCCAGGUGAGAAGUCUAGUGCUCGACUCCACCCAAAUUGCUCUCCAACUUUGGGAUACAGCAGGACAGGAGAGAUUCCACAGCAUCACAACACAGUAUUACCGUAAAGCAGAUGGGAUCCUGGUCAUGUAUGAUGUCACUCAGAGCACCUCGUUCGUGGCAGUGCGUGAUUGGCUUGACCAAGUUCAGAAACACAAGGCUGAUGGUGCAUGUGUGAUACUGCUAGGCAACAAAGUGGAUAUGGAGGAUGGAGGAGGUAGACAGGUGACUAGCAUUCAGGGACAGAAGCUGGCUGAGGAAUACCAGGCUGACUUCUUUGAAUGCAGUGCUAAAAGUGGCCAUAAUAUAGAAGAGGCGAUGACACAUCUGGCUAGACUGAUGGAGGUCCAGCAAGACAAACAGUGUGAAUCUGUACUUCACUCUCUGGACAACUCUAGUCAUAGAGGGCGCUGUUGCGCGUAGGUGCAGAAAGAGCAGCAUCACACGAAGACGUAUCAUUGAUCAAACUUCCUGCAGCAUACCACAAAAAACAUCUCGCUGAACUAAGACUUGUGAAAAAUUCUCCUGAACAGUCUGUUUCAUUAUUAUUUCAGUAUAUUCUGUGCAGCUCAGUAAUUCUGCAAGUAUUACACAAACAUGGGCAUAAAUAUGACUAUACAGUAUGAACCU